AUGAUAUUUGUAAACUUUGUUUUAGCCGUGUUGGCUAUAUGCUCCAGCUCAGUGCUUGCGGGGCCCAAGGAAGACGGCAUCGCGUUUCUAGAAGCAAACAAAGCUCAAGAGGGAGUUAUUGAGUUGAACAGUGGAUUGCAAUACAAGGUGUUGAAUAAAGGAAGUGGACUCCACCACCCCACAGUAAGUUCACCAUGUAUGUGCCACUACCACGGUACACUUAUCGACGGGACAGUCUUUGACAGCAGCGUGGACCGUGGAACACCGAUUAAGUUUGCUCCGAAUCAGGUCAUAGCCGGUUGGACAGAGGCAAUGCAGCUGAUGGUGGAGGGCGACAAGUUCGAGCUGUACAUUCCUUCCGAACUCGCCUACGGAGAGCGCGGCAGUGGCGCAAAGAUACCCGGCGGUGCCGCCCUAGUAUUCACCAUUGAGAUGCUCGAAAUCUUGGGUGAUAAGGUGGAUGCGUGGAAGUGCAAUGUAGUCACCAAGGAACACUGCACGGAUCGCGAGAACACGUACAUUGACAAGAUGAGCGCCAAGGGAAUUGACGACAACCAGAAAGAGCUGGAGCGUGUGACAAAGAUCAACAAGGGCAAGCUCAAGCCCGAGCUGAAGAACUGGAACUCUGUGCGCAUCAAGAUUCUGGAGGGCUUGGCGACGCCCAAGAGCGAGAACGAGGCUGUGGAUGUGGCUGAGUCGGUGGACAGUGAGGGAACGAAAGAUGAACUGUAG
Messenger RNA from Sphaeroforma arctica JP610, 732 nucleotides. RefSeq lists its product as hypothetical. Gene Ontology annotation, molecular function: peptidyl-prolyl cis-trans isomerase activity. The transcript is spliced from 2 exons. Gene Ontology annotation, cellular component: cytoplasm. Lineage: Eukaryota; Ichthyosporea; Ichthyophonida. The record is from RefSeq and is a predicted model, not a curated record. Bases 1 to 732 code for a protein of 243 amino acids. Gene Ontology annotation, biological process: protein peptidyl-prolyl isomerization.